AGGCUUUGCGUGACAAAGGCAAAAGCCCAGUGUAAGAGGAAGGUUGUCUCGUGUGAGAGAAAAGAAGAGGAAGGGAGCUCCGAUUGUGCGAGCGUUGAAUUGACAAAUAUAUUAACACGAUCCGCGACGACUUGAGUCAAACGGAGACGUUUGAAUAUAAAUCGCAGAUAGUGAGUGAGAGAAAGAGGUUACAGCGAGUUAGUAAAGGAUACAGCGAGAGGAAGGAGACUUUGGUAGAGGAGUGAAACAGAACAGAGUAGAGAAUCGCGUGAUCUCGGGAACCGCUAAAUUCUCGAGCAAUACGCUCGCACAAUCCGAGAAGGAUACGAAGUGAAGGUGAAAACGAGAACAUUCAUCGAAAUUAAAAUCGUAUUGCACGAUUUUGAAGAAAUUGAAAAUAUAUAUAUAAAUAUACAUAUAUAUAUAUAUACAAACCUAUAUAUAAACAUCGUGUACUUGUAUCAUCAUUGAGUUAUAAUUUCCAAGAACAGAAACAACAUACUCAUCAGCGUUUCGUAAUCCAGUAAGAGAUCCCGCGUAUAAAGUGAAACAAAUCGAAAGAUAUUUCAAAAAACGAUACAAUUUGUAACAGUUUUUUGCGCGAGUGUUCGUGUAUAUCCGUGAGCUACUCGAUUUUGCUUUUUUUUUCUUUUCGUUUCUCAUCCCCUUUCCCUCAGGGGGUCUGAAAGUUUAAGCUUUUUCUUUUCGUUCUCAUCCAUACCGGAUGUGUGUGUGAGAGAGAGAGAGAGAGAGUGAGAGAAAGAGAAAAAGCGACGGGAUAAUCCAGCUUGUGACGAAGUAUUAGAGAGAAACAGCGCUACUCCGAUCGUGGGGGAUCUUCGAACGGUCGAAGUAGUGGGGAAAACGAGGAGGUUAGUUGCGUGCUUCGAGUCGUGAAAAAAAUAAAACACAAACAAGACGCGGACGGCCAUCUUGUCAUUCCAGCUGUGCUAAAAAAUACAUAAUAAAAAAAAAACUACGUGUGUACAUCCGAGUGGGGGAAAUAAAACCAUCAGCUCUGCUUCGUUUUUUACAUACACUACCUGGUUUCUUACGAUCUAAAAUAUUGCAAACACAUUUGCCAUAACAAAGGUGAAUAAACCGUGGAUUUGGGAAAACAGAUUUUUUUUUUCAAAUUUAUUUUCGUUCAAUAAAUAAAACACCGAGAAUCGAGGCUCCGACAACGGCAGUUAUCGCGAAAUCCAGUCGUAGAGAAAGUUGCGUUAAAAGAUUCGUUGUACUUGACGGUCGACGAAUGUGGCCAAAUUUUUAUUACGACAAACAACACAUUGGCUUUUCAACAACGUCACGUGAAAAAAUCAUAACGAUAUCGAGGUAGCAGCUUCGAAAUUGUGAUAAUCUUAACGAUUAUCCAAAGACCUUAUUUUACGUUACUCUACCUCUGCCGAACUCCAACCGUCUCGUUUAUCGAGGUUAUUGCGCAGUUAAACCCGUGACCACAACGCCAUUCUCCAUUUUACCGAAGAAACGCGCCACUCAAAACAAUUACGGUACUUUUGGAAAGUUAUCCGGUACAACACAAAGCCAGAAGACUCAUCACGAGUACCGAAGGGCAACAUCGUCGGUGUUGAGAGUUGGUUCGUCGAACCAUCAUCAUCAAUCGAUAUCCAGUCGAUUAGCUAGCCGAAAGAGAUUGGUCGCAAUGACGAAUUCAGCGCCGAAGAUGAGCGACAAGGUGGAGAGGCACGGUUCACCGAACAACAAUGGUGGUAAGAGACAAAACAAUAGAUCUGCGUCGAUAAGAACAACGACGUAUUUCUCGAGCAAUGUGAGUGCGGGUAGAAACAGCAACAAUAACAACAGCAACAACAACAACAACAACAACAACAACAACAAUUCAAACAAUAAUGCGAACCUGAGUACCAUCAUCAGCAACAACAGCAACAAUAAUUCGACGAGAAAUACAAAUGGACGUAUGAGCUGCAGUCCACCGUGCAACACGCGAAACACGCGGAAUUCACCCUCGAAAAGCAUGGACACGCAGAGUCCACGAGGAAGUCCAACGAGUAGCUUUUACGCAGGUGCAAAAUUUUCGGAACCACCCUCUCCAGCGAGUUUGCCGAAGCCACCGAGUCAUUGGACGACGAGAUUAAUGACGAGUUGCAAGCAGUCCGAGACAUGUUGCAACAUAUCGAAUCAUCUGAAGAUGAUACUCAAUGUGCAGGCUUGAUAAAAUCGUGCGAGAGACCUGAAUCGUCGUUUCGAUAGCGUCGAACGCCGAUCGAUGUGGAAUAUUAAGAAGGAGACAAGAAUAAGAAACGAACAGCGGAACAUGUCUGAUGAACGUUCAGAUUGGCAAAGUACUACCGCUCUAUCAGCGCAGAUCCUCACUGUUUCAAAGAAAGUCACGGAUUUCCUGAGGACUCGGUUUAAAACCAGGGCAUCGAG
Venturia canescens is the source of this 2409-nucleotide messenger RNA. Its product is annotated as GATA zinc finger domain-containing protein 15-like. The transcript is spliced from 3 exons. Bases 1664 to 2191 code for a protein of 175 amino acids. Gene Ontology annotation, cellular component: nucleus. Lineage: Eukaryota; Metazoa; Arthropoda; Insecta; Hymenoptera; Ichneumonidae. The record is from RefSeq and is a predicted model, not a curated record.